UGCCAUUGGUGACCUCUCCUCAGCUGCCGAUACACACUUUUUUUCCUAUCCAAUCUGCAAGAAGCCUUCAAAUAAUAGCAUUACUGUACUUCCCUAAGUCUGGAUUUCUCUACCCCAAAGCAGCUCGGGGAGACUCAGUCACCGAGUGGCACAAGCAGCGCCGUGAACCAGCACUCGACCUCCACGUGUUGGAGACCGAUAAAGGGAGAUGGCCCAAAAGAUAACUGCUCGCUCUGCUUAGAGAGAAGCUGGAGACUUUGGGGUCCCCAAGAUAACCCAAAAUCCCCCACAAGCCGGGCCCCCGCGCCCCGCAGCCGGGCUGGGAGCACAGACAGGAACCGGGGCUCGGCUGCAGCUGCAACGUUUCCUGUUUUACAGAGCGAGAAAAAGAGUGAGAGCAGCAAAAUGAGGUGGUUGGCACGAAGAUGGCAGUUGGAGCGUGUUCGUGCCCGAUAGCCCCCCGCUCACCCCACUCCUCCACAGCAGUCGAGAGGUAGGACGGGACCCCCCAGGCCGGGUAAGUGCCCGCAGCGCCGGGGCUGAUGAAGGACGGAGGGGAGCCGAGGCUGCCGUGCUAAAGGCAGCACCCGUGCACCUUUUUUCCUCUUUUUUCACCCCGCUUUCAGCCUACUUGAUUGACACCGGGAGGCUGUAACAUGAACCAGCAAGAAGCAUUUUCUUUUUUUUUUUUUUUUUUUUUUUUUGUUUCCCUUGAAGCAAGAAGUGUAACAGCUUGGAAAGCAAAGCUAAAGGACAUGUUUGUUAAUUAGAGAGGAAAAUUUGGGGUAACAGAAGGAGGAAAUAAGAGUAUUAGAUUGUCAAGAAGGCCUCUACAGUUUGCUCAGCUUGGGGACAGAGGACCCCAGAGCAGCUGGGGCGGUCGCAGACCAGCCGAGCUGUGCCCAACAUGAUCAGCCAGCCCGAGAAGGCACGGCCGCGGCACAGGCACGCGAGCGAGAGCUACGAUGAGAAGUGCGAGCGGCGGCACGAGACGCGGGAGAACCUGCGGCGACGGAACAACGUGACGACCUGCCGCCACCUCGGGAGGGGAGCGGAGGGGCCGCCGCAGAGCCCCCGGCAAAGGGAGUUCCUGAGGAGGAGAAACCUGGCCAGCGACGCUGGAAGGACACGGCCCGGACAGGAGCUGCCCCAGGAUGGCUCCUUGCGGGUGGAUCCAAGGCCGCCCGUGCUGCUCCAGCACCAGUGGAGCUGCCCCGUGUUUCCCCCUGCACCCUCCCUGCUCAGCCUCAGCGUCCCCUUCAGCAUUUCAGCAGAAGCCAUCCCCAGGCGAGGUGCCUCUUUCAACACCCAAGGAACCCAGACCCCUACAAAUCCAAACGCAGGAGCAAAAGACUCGAGCCAGCAGACAGAUUGUGGAAUAGCAGUUUUAAAUAAGGAAAUGGUGCAGCUGUCCAACUACCUGAAGGAGGCCCUGCACCGUGAGCUGCUGCUCAAGCAGAAGAUGGUGAUUUUGCAGGAGCUUCUCUCCACGCUGCUGCAAGCAUCAGAAAAAUCCUGGCAGGGCCAGCUGAACGAGGAUAAACUGAAGUGUAAACUAAGGGCACUUGAAAAUCAGCUGCAGGCCUGCACCCAGAGUUACUCAAAGGAGUGUGUGAAAAAGAUCCUGAUAGAGAUGGAGGACCAGAAGCAGACCUACGAGCAGAAGGCUAAAGAGGCUCUUCAGAAGAUGCUGGAGGAUAAACUCCAAACAGAGCAGCAGCUGCAAAACUCCCAAAGAAGCCUGGCAGCGAUGAGAGAGGACCUUGCCUUCUGGCAAGAGCACUACACCACGCUCAAAGCCGAAUUGAGCAAGAUGACCACGGCACACACCGAGCUCGAGAACAGCUUCCACAUUCUGCAAAGCGAACUGCAGCGAGCAGACGCGCAGGGCGAGCAGCUCCGGCGAGCCCUGCACAGCCUGCAGAGCGAGCACGCCGCGCUCCACCAGCAAGCCAGCGCCUUGCGGGAGGACAACGACCAGAAGGCUCGGCACAUCGGCGCCAUCAAAGAUAAACUGCAAGAAGAACAAAAUCAGAAGGUAACACUGGAGGCAACAAUCAGCCAUUUGCACAACUUGAUACAGAACCAGGCCAACGAACAGAAGACCCAGGAGGUGACGGUGCAAAGGAAAGACCAGGUUUUCACCACGCAGACCCCACCUCUCACUCCUGACACGGAAAAACAAAAUGCUCUGUUAGAGCACCCUGAGGAGGGAGAAGAAAGUCUGAAGGAUGAGAUGCAGAGAAGGACAUCCCAGCUUACAGCAAAGGAGAACGAGGUACAUACGGACGUAGAGGUAGCAGAAGCGAAAAUCCCCCAUCGCCGCAGCGCCUGUGCGUGGGCGAAGCGCUGCAGCUGCUGCGGGAGCCCUGCCGCCCUCGGUGCGUACACGAGUGGGGGGAUCCCUCCUGCUAACGGCCCCUUGCUGUGCUUGCAGUGCAAGGAGCUGCGCUCGGAGCUGGAGGCCCUGAGCGAGGAGUACCGCUCCUGCCUGACCAGGCUGCGCCAGUGCCGGGACGAGCUCAACCGCUUCCAGAGCAAGCAGGCAAAGAGACAGCGCGGUCACUGGAUCCCUCUCCUGGUGGCAGUGAUAGCAAUGGCCAUAGCCACCUUCCUUGCAAGUUACAGACCAUGAAGGACCUUCUCGAUGACUGACUUCACGGCAGGAACUGACUUCUGCUUCACCGGCAGCAACGCACCCCCGCCGCACUGCACUGUCUGCUCUUUUGUACUUGCCUUUUGGUUCAUAUCCUGAGCUGGUCUCACUCCAAACUCCCGCAGCGCAAAUAAAUGCUGGGAGAUUGCUCCUUC
Molecule: messenger RNA, 2811 nt
Organism: Tyto alba (common barn owl)
Lineage: Eukaryota; Metazoa; Chordata; Aves; Strigiformes; Tytonidae
Gene: TRAF3IP3
Product: TRAF3 interacting protein 3
Exons: 16
Coding region: 908-2635 (575 amino acids)
Source: RefSeq, a predicted model, not a curated record